Molecule: messenger RNA, 1986 nt
Organism: Saitoella complicata NRRL Y-17804
Lineage: Eukaryota; Fungi; Ascomycota; Saitoellomycetes; Saitoellales; Saitoellaceae
Product: phytoene dehydrogenase
Exons: 3
Coding region: 14-1657 (547 amino acids)
Biological process (GO): carotenoid biosynthetic process
Molecular function (GO): oxidoreductase activity
Source: RefSeq, a predicted model, not a curated record
AUUGCUCAUCAACAUGUCUGGAAAGAAGGUCAUUAUCAUCGGUGCCGGAGUCGGCGGAACCGCAACAGCUGCUCGAUUGGCUCAAUCGGGCUUCGACGUAACCGUCAUCGAGAAAAACGAUUUCUCCGGUGGUCGGUGUUCCCUCAUCUACGACGAAGACGGCCACCGCUUCGAUCGUGGUCCCUCGCUCUACCUCAUGCCUAAAUGCUUCGAAGAGACGUUCGAGGAUUUAGGUGAGAAAGUUGAGGAUUGGUUGGAGUUGAGACGGUGUGAUCCAAAUUAUCGGGUACAUUUUCAUGAUGGCGAGUGUAUUGAGUUGAGUAGUGAUUUGGCGAGGAUGAAGACGGAGGUGGAGAGGUUCGAGGGGGUGGAUGGGUAUGCGCGGUUUCUCGAUUUCGUGAAGGAGUCUCAUUAUCACUACGAGCUUUCUAUCUCGCACGUCCUUCACACCAACUUUACAUCCCUCAGCAAACUACUCAAACCCUCCUACCUCCUCCUCGCAUUUCGUCUGCACAUUCUCAACAAGCUCUACGGCCGUGCUGCGAAAUACUUCUGGUCCGAGCGUUUACGUCGGGCGUUUACCUUCCAGACGAUGUAUAUGGGAAUGUCCCCAUUCGAUGCGCCAGCGACGUACAACCUCCUUCAGUAUACCGAGUUGGCCGAGGGCAUCUUCUACCCCGUUGGAGGGUUCAAUAAAGUCGUGCAAAGUCUCGAGGAACUGGCAAAGAGAAGCGGAGCAAAAUUCCGUUACUCUGCCCCGGUCGCCAAAAUCGACAUCGACUCCAAGACCAAGAAGGCUAACGGCGUCAUCCUCGACUCCGGCGAAUGCAUCUCUGCAGACAUCGUCAUCUGCAACGCAGACCUAAUCUACACCUACAACAAGCUCCUCCCUUCAACACCCUACGCAACAAAACUCUCCGACAAAAACCUUACUUCAAGUUCCAUCUCGUUUUAUUGGAGUAUGAAGCAGGUUGUGCCGGAGUUGGAUGCGCAUAACAUCUUCUUGGCGGAGAAGUACAAGGAUUCGUUUGAUGAUAUCUUUAAGAGGAAGACGUUGCCCGAGGAGGCGUCGUUUUAUGUCAAUGUCCCAUCGAGGAUGGAUAAGACGGCUGCUCCCGAGGGGCGAGACACUAUCGUGGUCUUGGUGCCCACGGGUUACAUCGACACGAACAAUCCUCAGAAUUAUGAGACACUCGUCACCAAGGCACGUGCACAAGUCCUCGAAGUCCUCGAAACCCGCCUCGGCAUCCCGAACUUCAAAGACCUCAUCCUCCGCGAACGUACCUCCACCCCCCUCGACUGGCAAAACGACUUCAACCUCCACCGCGGCUCAAUCCUCGGCCUAUCCCACGAUAUCUUCCAAGUUCUCUAUUUCCGUCCAUCGACCAAGCAUGCGGAGUAUAAGAACUUGUAUUUCGUGGGAGCGAGUACGCAGCCUGGGACGGGCGUUCCGAUAGUGCUUUGUGGAGCGAGGAUGGUUAGUGAGCAGGUUUGUGGGGAUUAUGAGGUUAGGGCUAGGUGGCUAGAGGGGAAGAAGAAGGAGGUUAGAAGUGGGUUGGACAGGAUCAAUAAGCCGGGUAUUAGUUUGACGAGCAUUGCGGUGUUUGUUGCGUUGAUUGCGAUGUUACUGGUUUGGUUGGGGGUUUUGCAGGUGUAGAUCAUGGCCGUGGGAUGUUUGGAUGUGUCGAUGGACUGAAGAGUGUGAACCCACAUAGGACCUCGAGAGGGUGCGCUUGAAAGAUAGUGUACGUAUACGACUAAACCUAGAAUACGAUGAUACCAUUUUUCUUGCAUAUAUUUUACUGCAUCGUCGCUGAACUCCAGAGUGCGUGUUAGGAUCAUUUGCUCUGUCCCUUCGAGUGCGCCCCAUCAUCUCAUAUGUGGAUGUCAUAGAUCAAUCCCAUGUAUUUUUGGUAUAGAAAGUCAUCAAUAUGCUAGAUAAUCCCGUGUUUUGUUCGUCCUUGUUCAGCUUCUGUCUAAAGCAAC